AUGGCUCAACCAUGCAUGAUUGCAACAUGUCGACGUGUAUCACAAACAUUAUGUUAUGGAUGUCAACAAAAUUUUUGUCGUGAUCAUAUAAUUGAACAUGAUUUAUCUCUUAAUUCACAAUUAAAUCCAUUAUCAGAUGAAAUUAAUGCACUUGGUGAACGUUUAAAAUCAGUUAAUCUUGAAAAUGCUAUUGGAAAUUCACGUAAAAAACUUGAACAAUGGCGUAUUGAUUGUCAUAAAACAAUUGAUGAUUUUUUUGAACAAAAAUGUCAUGAACUUGAUCGAUGUAUUAGAAAAAAAAUGGAAAAACAACGUGAAGAAAUACGUCGAAUACGUAUAAAAAUGUCAGAUUUAAUACGUGAACAAGAAGCAACACAUAAAGAUAUUGAUUUAUUAACAAUAACUGUACGUGAUCUUGAACAUGAAAUAAAUAAAAUUGAACAAAUAUCAUUUCAAAUUGAAAUAAAAUCUUUAGUUUUGGAUGAUAAUUUAAUAUAUAUUGAAAAUUUAGAUAUAAAUCAUUUUGAUUUAAUAUCAUUAUCAUCAAUUUAUAAAACAAUAAAUUAUCCAAGAGAAAAUUGGACACCAUUAACAUGUAAUAAUCAAUAUUUAUUAAUACAUCAAGAACCAAAUUUAUGUUUAGUUGAUCAAAAUUUAAAUAUAAUUAAACAAAAUUCAUGGAUAUAUGGUACAAUUUAUGAUAUGUGUUGGUCAUCAACAUUAAAUCGUUUUAUUGUUAUAAAUGGUAGUGAUGUUUUUUUUAUUGAUGAAAAUUUUAUAUCUAUUGAAAAUAUUCAAACACUUCAAAAAUGUAAAUGGUUAUCAUGUACAACAUCUGAAACAUCAUUAUUUUUAUCAACUAAAGUAUGGGGUUCAUCAAUAAUGGAAUUUAGUUUAUUACCAACAAUUAAACUUAUUAAACAAUGGCAAUCACCAGAUACAUGUACACGUGAUGAAGUUAUUAAUGGAAUUGUUUAUAAUAAUGAUACACUUGCUAUGAUGAUUAAAAAUCCAUCAGAAAAAACUAUACAUAUUGAAAUAAGAUCAUCAAUAACAUUAGAUCGAAUUUGGUCACUUAAACUUAAUAUAGCAUAUAGUCAAAAUAUACGUACUCGAUGUUGUUUACUUCCUAAUGAUCAAUGGCUUGUAGUUGAUCGAAAUACUUCACGUAUAUUUCAUAUAACUAAAGAUGGAAAAGUCAAAUCAUCAAGUGCAUAUAAUCCACCACCAUUUUGUGCUGUUUUAUUCGAUCAUAAUAUGUUAGCUAUAUCAACAGCUCGUGGUGUAAACAUACAUAAACUCUAG
Rotaria sordida is the source of this 1305-nucleotide messenger RNA. NCBI's taxonomy places the organism in Eukaryota, Metazoa, Rotifera, Eurotatoria, Philodinida, Philodinidae. The record is from the annotation of a GenBank genome assembly.